GUAUCAGAACAUGGAUUUUGGCGCGUAAUAUUAUCUUUGUAAUAAGACAUCCAACUACCAAAUCCCAGUAAUAUUACUAUUUAUCAAUUCCUAAUUUUAUAAAAUACUUAUUCAAUCUUCAAUAUUUUUAUUUUUACCCUAAUUGUUCGGCAUUCAAAAAUCUGUAUUGAAUUCAGUGAAUGAUUUGGAUUAAUUGGCGCAUUGAAACAUAGCUGAAGGUUAGAAAAGAAUAAUUUCAACAAAAAUGUCUAAGAGAAAACAAGUCAGUGCAGAGGAAAAACGAACCAGGAUGUUGGAUUUAUUUCAUGAAAAAAAAGAUUUUUACCAGCUCAAAGAAUUAGAAAAAAUUGCGCCAAAAGAAAAACAAAUAAUAGUGCAAUCAGUAAAAGAUGUCAUUCAAAAUUUAGUGGAUGAUGGUUUAGUUGAUACUGAUAAAAUAGGAACAUCGGUAUAUUUUUGGUCUUUUCCAAGCAAAGCAAAAAUGGCUAAGAAAAAUGUAUUAGAUAAUGCCAAAACAAAAUUGGAAGAAUAUGAAAAAAAGCUCAACAAAAAUUUAGAAAUUAUCAAAAAAGAAAAAUUAGGAAAAGAGAUAACAGAUGAAAGACAAGCACUCUUGAACAAACUCAAGGCACUCAAUGAAGAAAAAUCAUGUUUAGAAAGCGAACUAAAGAAAUAUGAAGAUUCCAAUCCAGUCGAGUAUGAGCGAAUGAAAAAAAGUAUAGAGGUGGCCAAGGAAGCAGGAAACCGUUGGACGGACAAUGUUUUUUCAGUUAAGUCAUGGUGCAAGAAGAAGUUUUUCUUAGAAGACAGCGUCAUCGACAAACAGUUUGGAAUUCCAGAAGACUUGGACUAUAUAGAAUAAACGAUAAUUUGCUCAGCAAACCAUGCAUACUACAUUACUACUUACCAUGUAAUUAAUGUUCCCUUGGAGACGUGAACCAUGUUCUCACAAUUUUUCAAAAUAUAAUAAAACCUUAAAAUGCC
Messenger RNA from Myzus persicae (green peach aphid), 984 nucleotides. Its product is annotated as meiotic nuclear division protein 1 homolog. The coding region runs from base 245 to 862 and encodes 205 amino acids. The record is from RefSeq and is a predicted model, not a curated record. Gene Ontology annotation, molecular function: double-stranded DNA binding. Gene Ontology annotation, cellular component: nucleus. Gene Ontology annotation, biological process: reciprocal meiotic recombination. NCBI's taxonomy places the organism in Eukaryota, Metazoa, Arthropoda, Insecta, Hemiptera, Aphididae. The transcript is spliced from 5 exons.